AUGGGAGGUGCUACCCUACUCUCAGCGGCUCUAGAGUACCGCGCCCAGCUAGAGUCGGUAGCCGAAUUUCUACGAAUUCUGGCUGGCAUAUGCUGGACACUGAACUACUUCAGCAUGAUGUAUGUUUCAGGGCGCGAAAAGAUUCCCAACACCGGAGUCUUCCCUCUCUGCUGUGAUAUUGCAUGGGAGUUUGUGUACGCAUUCAUACACCCAACCGCGAGUGCCCACUGGCAGGGUGGUGUCAAAGUAUGGUUCUUGGUCCAUUGCGCCGUGGUUACAUACAUUCUGAAAUUUGCACCCAACGAAUGGGAUGAUACUCCGAUCGUGAAAAGAAAUAUACGUUUCAUUUAUGGGGCAGUCACUCUUGGCUUCCUUGGGGCGCAAUGGUCUUUCGCGGAAGAGGUCGGUCCUGAUUUAGGGUUUUUCUAUGGCGGUGUUCUAUGCCAGACCUUAGCAAGCCUGGGGCCGAUCUGCCAGCUUCUGGCACGGAACAGUACUCGCGGAAGCUCCUUGUUGACGUGGGGACUACGAGCCACUGCAACAGUGGGAGGAUUCAUUAAAUUGUCCAUUUACUACAUCUGCGAUAUCCCUGCAGGGCCCUGGUUCGAGAGUCCUAUGUGCAAAUUCUAUAUUAUCCUGACUCUUGUGCUUGAUGUUUCUUAUCCAUUCUUAUAUUCGGCUGUUCGGCGCCAGGAGUUAGCCAGUGCUGCAGCCCCAAAAAAGAGAAACUAA
This is a messenger RNA of Penicillium chermesinum, 732 nucleotides long. It is a transcript of the gene pyr4, whose product is annotated as meroterpenoid cyclase pyr4. The transcript is spliced from 2 exons. NCBI's taxonomy places the organism in Eukaryota, Fungi, Ascomycota, Eurotiomycetes, Eurotiales, Aspergillaceae. Gene Ontology annotation, molecular function: lyase activity. The coding region runs from base 1 to 732 and encodes 243 amino acids. The record is from RefSeq and is a predicted model, not a curated record.